Messenger RNA from Ceratosolen solmsi marchali, 2425 nucleotides. RefSeq names its product protein decapentaplegic. Gene Ontology annotation, cellular component: extracellular region. The record is from RefSeq and is a predicted model, not a curated record. Bases 405 to 1934 code for a protein of 509 amino acids. Gene Ontology annotation, molecular function: growth factor activity; cytokine activity. Lineage: Eukaryota; Metazoa; Arthropoda; Insecta; Hymenoptera; Agaonidae. The transcript has 5 exons.
CGAGCGAGAGGCGCGGGCGAGGGCGAGAGCGCGGGAGAAAGAGAGAGAAAGACAGACGCGAGUGCGACGGUCGUGUGAUCCAGCUGUUCUGUUGUUGUUGGUGGUGCUGGUGGUGGUGGUGGUGCCGCUGGUGCGAGCCGCGUGCCCCUGCCUGACGGAUGGGGAAGGCGCUCCGACGCACGCCGACGGGAUCCUCGCCGUCGCGCCCCGGACUCUGGACGCGCUCGCGCUGACUUUUCGCUCGCUGACCGGUGUGUAUCCAAUAACCGAUCGGCGCGGGACGCGAGGAACCAGUGGAUGGACUGCCGCAACCGGCCGAAGCUCGAGAGAUGCCGUGGCUGCUUAAGCUCCGGAUUUACGGCUAACAAGGAGUGGCAGUGAUCGAGCAGUGACUGACCGUCACGAUGCGCAUGUCGCUGCUGCUGAGAUUGGUGUUAGCGGCAGCGGGUGCGCUGCUGGCGAGCGCCGAGCUCGUCACCGACGGCCAGGACCACGAGCGGGAACGGGCCGAGCGGCCAGGAACGACGUCGUCGUCGUCGUCGACGACCACGAGCACGACGACGACGACGACACCGACGACACCGACGACACCGACUACAACAAUGACAGCGGCAGCGACGAUUAUGACGACAACGCCGGUGACGCUGAAAGAGACAAGCAAGAAGAAUUCGACAGCGAUGAGUACGACGGCCGCAACGAUCGGGACGAAGAUGACGACGAGGUCGACGACGAUUGCGAGGACGAAGACGACGACGAGAACGAGGCGGCCCGAUAACAUCCACGCGGAUACGAUGGACGAGGGUGAGAAAGCGAGGGUCAUUGCCGGACUCGAGUCGAGCCUGCUGUCGCUCCUCGGCUUCUCGAAGAGGCCGAGGCCGUUGAGGGGACAGGCCCACGUGCCCGAACCCCUCAAGCAGCUGUACAGGAGGCAGAAUAGCGCGGGCGUCGUCGACGUCGCCAAGCGAGGGAUCAACGCCGGGCCAGCCAAUACCGUGCGCUCCUUCGUCCACGUCGAAAGUGAUCUCGAUGAGAAGUUCAAAUCGGCGCAUCGCUUCAGGUUGUCGUUCGACGUGAGCAGCGUCCCGGAAGCCGAGCGACUUCACGCGGCGGAGUUGAGCUUGAGCCGCGUCGUCCUGGAGCGGCGAAGGCCACCCGAAGACGAAAUCACUACAAACGAGAUCGACGGGGACGUGGUGCCGAGGCUCGUCCGGCUGAUGGUCCACGACAUCGUGCGACCGGGUAUAAGAGGCAAAAGCAAACCUCUGCUGCGGCUCAUCGACAGUAAGAUCCUCGACAUAAGAUCGAACGCGAGCGUGAGCCUCGAUGUUCGCCCGGCGGUCGAGCGUUGGCUUUCAAAGACAACCGCGCAAUCGCAAAAUCAUGGACUUCUUGUGCAGGUAAUAGGCGACGCGACGAAACGAAAAAGCCCUUAUCGUCGACAGGAGCACGUGCGACUGAGACGGAGCCUCGACGAGGAACACGAGAGCUGGCAGCGCGUCCGUCCGACUCUCUAUGCUUACACGGAUGACGGUCGUAAAAAGAUGUCAAGCGCGAGUGACAUAAUGGAGCGCAGAGCUCGACGAGCCGCGCUUCGAAAGAAUCGUCGCAAGGAUGGCAGGGAGAACUGCCGUAGGCAUCCGCUGUACGUGGACUUUGCCGAUGUCGGCUGGAACGACUGGAUCGUGGCACCGCCCGGUUACGACGCCUUUUACUGUCACGGCGACUGUCCCUUUCCUCUGGCCGACCAUCUCAAUUCGACGAAUCACGCGAUCGUCCAGAACCUCGUAUACUCGACAAACCCGAGCCUCGUGCCGAAAGCGUGCUGUGUGCCAACGUCUUUGGGCUCGAUAUCGAUGCUGUAUUUGGAUGAGGAAAACAAGGUUGUGCUGAAGAAUUAUCAGGACAUGUCGGUACUGGGCUGCGGUUGCCGCUGAAGGAGCCUUAGAUAGACAUAAUUUUCUGACCUUCUUAACUCAGGAACUCUUUUGAACUACGGCCGUUUGAAGAGUUUGAUUACGUUUUAAUAGUGGUCUGGUGAUAUAGUGAUGAUAGUCUGGUUAUAGUGAUGAUAGUCUAGGAUUUUUAAUAAUUGGAACGCCUUCUCCUAAUGUUGGCUUAGCUUCAGUUUAUAAAAUGUUACGAUGUAACGAGCGAGAGAGCCAUAGCCAUAGGGUAAAUAAAUGAUUAUUGUGUUUUAUAUUAUUGCAAAGACUAGGCGAACUAGAAUGAAUAGAUGAGAAGUAAUUGCCUGUCUAGCGGUGUGCAAAUAAGUAAUAAAUUAAUAAUUAAAUAAAUUUAAAUAUUGCGUCUCGAGAACCUAAAACUGAUAUAAGACAAGAUCAGUGAAAGAGACGACCAAAGCGAAGUAAAAAAAAUGAAAAAAACUGUGCCUCUAGUGUCUUUGUUGAAAAAAAUAAGAUCCAUU